GUGCAGUUGUGAAAUGUAUGAACAAAUUGGACUGUUCAAUAAGUUCGCGCCGCGAAGAAUGUUGAGAGUGGUGGUGGCGGCGGAGUAAACGGCCUACCAGGCGAUAAUAAGGCCACAUUGAUAGCUCCAAGUACAUACGUAUAAUUGCGACGCGUGUAUAUAUAGCAGCAAGUUCUCUCUUGAACGCCGAGUCUCUCGUGCGUUGUGCUUAUCAAGAUAUUCAGAAGCGACUUGACACAAGCGGAUCACGGCUGAAGACUAAACUUGUUUUGAAUUUCCGUUGAAAAAUCAUGGCUAAGGACAAUCUUACUGCUAUACUGUAUGGCAUCAACGAUUUGCGCCUGGAAAACACGAGUAUCGAGGAACCAGAAGACGAUGAGGUGCUUCUCGAAAUGGGAUGCGUAGGAAUCUGUGGGUCGGACAUUCAUUAUCUUGUUAAUGGCAGAAUUGGCGAUUUCAUAGUGAAGAAACCCAUGAUCCUUGGUCAUGAGUCCUCUGGAACUGUUGCCAAACUUGGAAAAAAUGUUACGAAUUUAAAGGUCGGUGAUCGUGUUGCUAUUGAACCUGGCGUGCCUUGCAGGAUGUGUACACAUUGUAAAGAGGGACGUUAUAAUCUGUGCAAAGAUGUUGUCUUUUGCGCAACUCCGCCUGUGCACGGCAACUUAAGACGUUUCUACAAACAUGCAGCUGAUUUCUGCUUCAAAUUGCCCGAUCAUAUAAGCUUAGAAGAAGGAGCGCUUUUAGAGCCAUUAUCGGUGGGAGUACACGCUUGUAAACGGGGCGAGGUUGGAAUCAGUUCUAAAGUACUAAUUCUGGGAGCUGGUCCGAUCGGUUUGGUGACCUUGCUGGUAGCCAAAGCCAUGGGUGCGAAGAAAAUAGUUAUUACGGAUAUCUUGCAAAGUAGACUGAACAUAGCGAAGAAACUUGGCGCCGACGUCACGUAUCUGGUGCAAAAGGAUAGAUCGGAGAAGGAUACAGUGACUGAUAUUCAUGCAAUUUUCGAGGGUGAACCUAACAGAACGAUAGAUGCCUCCGGUGCACAAUCCUCGAUUCGUUUAGCGAUUCUUGCGACCAAAUCUGGUGGAGUCAUUGUGUUAGUGGGAAUGGGUGCUCCAGAGGUACAAAUUCCACUAAUAAACGCUUUAAUAAGAGAAGUCGACAUCAGGGGUGUUUUCCGAUACGUAAAUGACUAUGGCGAUGCAUUGGAUCUUAUCUCGUCUGGCAAGAUAGACGUGAAGUCGUUGGUCACUCAUAAUUACAAGCUAGAGGAGACCAAGCAAGCGUUUGAGACCUGCAAAACUGGAGCAGGUGGAGCUAUCAAAGUUAUGAUUCACUGUAAAUAAACGAAUAAUUCUCUGCGAGAAAUGUUACGCGAAAAGUUUUAUAUUAUGCGUCGUUUUAAACUGAAUUUAAUUAUGUAAGUAAUCUUCUUAUAAUCUCUUUGGUGUUUGAUUUAAUUAUGGUAAAAAAAU
Molecule: messenger RNA, 1472 nt
Organism: Trachymyrmex cornetzi
Lineage: Eukaryota; Metazoa; Arthropoda; Insecta; Hymenoptera; Formicidae
Product: sorbitol dehydrogenase
Exons: 8
Coding region: 291-1343 (350 amino acids)
Biological process (GO): D-sorbitol catabolic process
Molecular function (GO): zinc ion binding; L-iditol 2-dehydrogenase (NAD+) activity
Source: RefSeq, a predicted model, not a curated record